Messenger RNA from Sceloporus undulatus (fence lizard), 959 nucleotides. RefSeq lists its product as uncharacterized. The transcript is spliced from 7 exons. The record is from RefSeq and is a predicted model, not a curated record. Bases 271 to 879 code for a protein of 202 amino acids. Lineage: Eukaryota; Metazoa; Chordata; Lepidosauria; Squamata; Phrynosomatidae.
CACAUUAUAAUUCCCGGAGCCAGUCCUUGAGGUCCACCGAUAACCGGAAGCGAGAUGAUACGGAUGAGUUCCAACAGUACGGUUACCCUGCGCCUCAAAUAGGUGAUCCAGCUGCAGAAGAGUGGUCCCCCUGGAGCGUAUGUUCGACCACCUGCGGUGAGGGCUGGCAAACCAGGACACGCUUCUGUGUGUCGUAUUCCUACAGCACCCAAUGCAGCGGGCCCCUUCGGGAGCAACGGCAAUGCAACAAUUCAGCCGUCUGUCCAGUACAUGGGACGUGGGAUGAAUGGUCUCCAUGGAGCUUGUGCUCCUCAACCUGUGGGCGAGGGUACAGGGAUCGCACCCGGACCUGCAAACCUCCUCAGUUUGGUGGCAACCCUUGUGAGGGACCUGAGAAGCAAACCAAGUUCUGCAAUAUUGCACUUUGCCCAGGCCACUCAGUGGAUGGCAACUGGAACGAAUGGUCGAGUUGGAGCUCCUGUUCCACCAGCUGCUCCAACGGCACCCAGCAGCGGACGAGAGAGUGCAAUGGACCAUCGUACGGUGGAGCCGAAUGCCAAGGACAUUGGGUGGAGACCCGAGACUGCUUCCUUAGACAAUGCCCAGUGGAUGGAAAGUGGCAGGUAUGGGGUCCCUGGGGGAGUUGUACAGCCACCUGCGGAGGUGGGACUCAGAAACGUGAGCGAUCCUGCUAUGGCCCUUUCUUUGGGGGAAAUGUGUGCCAAGGUCCAAAAGAGGAAUUCAAGCAAUGCAAUGAAAAAAGAUGUCCAGAGCCUCAUGAAAUUUGUGAUGAAGAUAACUUUGGUUCUGUCAUUUGGAAGGAGACUCCUGCUGGAGAUGCUGCAGCUGUCCGAUGUCCCCGUAAUGCCACAGGACUGAUCUUACGGCGGUGUAUGCUGGAUGAAGAGGGUAUUGCCUAUUGGACACUUCCAACGUAUGUCAAAUGUGUUUCGAUUGAC